Molecule: messenger RNA, 909 nt
Organism: Brassica napus (rape)
Lineage: Eukaryota; Viridiplantae; Streptophyta; Magnoliopsida; Brassicales; Brassicaceae
Product: transcription factor bHLH146
Exons: 1
Coding region: 291-779 (162 amino acids)
Biological process (GO): regulation of DNA-templated transcription
Source: RefSeq, a predicted model, not a curated record
UAAGUAUAUAUUACCAUUAACUAGUACUUUCAAAUCCUCGUAAUAGAUUGUGUUUUGUACCUGAAAGAAAACUAAUAGUACUCAAAAACAUAUUACCUCAUUUAUGUAUACAGUGAAAAUUAACUUCACAAUAAGUUCCACAAAAUGACAUAUAUCAUCAGCCAUUGUUACAUGCAAACAAAUGUAGGACCUACUACUCCUUUUUCUCUGUCUCUCUCAUAUUCUAAGUUUGCUAUAUAUGUAAGCUUCUCCCUUGUAGACUUUCCUUUGUAGCAAGAAUAAUUUCUCAUAUGGAGAGGCAAAUCAUAAACAAGAAGAAACGAGUGUUUUCUGUUGAACCAAACAAGAUACCCCCUAGUGAAGUUUUCACGAGGAAAUACACACGCCUCUUAGUUCCUGCACUCAAGAAGCUCAACAUGAACAAGAACUCUUCACAAGCCAACCAACUAACCGUGAAGCAUGAAGUAGACAUGGCUUUGGCUUUGUCUGCCCAAGAAUUUGCAUGGAGCCGUUUCUUGCUACAGAAGCUAUCGUCAUCGAACAAUCCAACCACUACUACCAGUUCUUCUUCCAAUGGAAUUCGUAUUCAAAAAAGAUCCGGUAAAGAAGGUGGAGACGAAGAUGGAGAGAUAGAGGAGAAACUGAGGGAACUGCAGAAGCUUUUGCCAGGUGGUGAAGAGAUGAAUGUAGAAGAAAUGUUGGGUGAGAUUGGCAAUUACAUUAAGUGUCUUGAGUUGCAAACGAUUGCUCUUAAGUCGAUUGUUGAAGAUACUACUUGACUUUUAGUUUUAGCUUGUAAUUUUAGUUUGUGUUUGAGUUUGUCCUUUAACUAAACUCAUCUAUCUAUGUUUUAUUUUCUCUCGUUUCUAUAAUUAAGAACGAGAGCAUAUAUAUUAUAGUGGUUUUAUC